AUGCUGACAAAAGCUGCAAAGAGAGAAAAAUUACGUUUGUUAAAAGAAGCUAGAAAGACGGGAGGAAGAGUUUUGCUAGAUUCUGAUGACGAAACCAACUUGAACGAAAUAUAUGAUGAGGUGGACGAGGAGACUUUUAGGGAACAUAAAAGACACCAAUUGAUAAAUGAUGAUUUCAUUGUUGAUGAUAAUGGUGAGGGAUACGUUGAUAACGGUACUGAUGAAUGGGACGACUCGUCAAGACCAAAUUAUUAUUCUGAUGAAGACGACAUAGCUUCAAAUAAAAAAAGGCAUAAGAAGAAAGAUGGACAAAGACCCACGAAAAUUGCAAAGACAGCGCCAAUCAACAAUUUCUUUAAACCAACUACAAGAAACAAGGAUGUGAAAAAAGUGGAUAUGAACAUUGACGAUAUUCUUGAUGGCUUUGGGGAUGUGCCACAGAAGAAAGUCAACAUGGCAAAAUCGUUUGCAAAUUUUAAAAAAUCGACCAUCAACAAAAAGAAGAAACCAAACACCACAUUCACAUUUUCCACCAUCACCAAAGAAAGAAAGUCGCCUUCGGUUGAAGCAUUCAAUGCAUCAUCAGACUACACUAUGGAUUUCGAUGAAGUUGAACAACCUUCAUCUCCUGUAACAACUAUUGCUAGCGAUGCUGUUCAAGAAAAGGAGAAUUUUGAUCCCGACUCAUCUCCUCGAAAAGAGGUAACGAAUAAGAAAGCUGAUCUGGGACCGGAGAUAGAUGAAAGUGAUUCAGACGAUGAUGUUAUCUUCGCAAAGAGACCAAAAACUGCGGGCGUCAAGAGAGAAAACAAUACCACCACAAUAUCCUCUAUCAAAGCUAGCACAAUCUCAUCAUCGCCUUCAAGACAACCUUACACUACAUUUGUUCAGCACACUGAGAAAUUGGACGAACUGAAUGUGAGUAGCGAAACCGGAAGCUUUAAAAUGUUUUGGUUAGAUUACGCUGAAGUUGAAAACUCGUUGUUACUUUUUGGAAAGAUUCAAACCAAAGAUGGGAAAGUGGCAUCUGGAGUUGUUCAGGUAAAUGGACUUUGUCGUGAGUUGUAUAUCUUGCCAAAGGUGAAUGAAGGUUCUGGUAAAAAUGAAAGAUUCAGCACUGAUGACGUUCGUGAGGAGAUCACCCCCAUCUUCAUGGACAAUUAUAAAUUGGAAACCCUCAGGGCAAAGCCUGAAACCAAAAAGUAUGCAUUUGAGUUGGCUAAUAUACCCAAAGAGAUAGAGUAUUUGAAAGUUUUAUUACCAUAUAAUACGGCUACGAACAGAAGGGUUCUUCCAGCCGACACCGAAGGGGAAACGUUCAAUCACAUAUUUGGAACUAAUGCAAACAUGUUUGAAUCUUUUGUCACACAAAGAAAUAUUAUGGGUCCAUGCUGGCUUGAAAUUCAAGGAGGGGAUUUUGAUGCCAUUCGAAAUUCAUCUCAUUGUCAAAUUGAAGUUGCUGUCGCUCUGCCGGGGAAAAUAAGUGUUGUGGACAAGUCCCCACCACCUGCUCCCAAUUUAACAUGCACUUCGAUCUCGGUACAAACAGUGAUGAAUCCAAAACAAAACAAACAAGAAGUAGUUUCUGUCUCUUUAGCAACAUACUACAACUUACCUCAAGAUGCUCCGAUCCCGGAAGACUUGAAACCGGAUGAUAUCAUUACAUUUGCUCGACCUGUUGGUACAGUUUCAUUCCCACCAGGAAUGACACAGUUAGCAACAAAGGAACAGUUUGAGUUACGGACGUGCCCGAAUGAAAAGGUCUUGUUGAAUGCCGUUGCUGCAAAAAUCAAGACGAUUGAUCCAGACAUAUUUGUUGGUCAUCGGUUGGAAAACAUUUCUUUAGAUGUGUUGGUACAUCGAAUGCAUGAUAAUCAAGUCACUACAUGGUCUACAUUAGGUCGCAGAAACAGAAAGCAAUGGCCCCAUGCAAUCAACAAACAUGGUUCAGGCUUCAACAAUAACUUGCUUAUUCGUGAGGUUUUCCGGGGAAGGUUAUUGUGUGACAUUGCAAACGAAAUGGGACAGUCAUUGACACUGAAGUGUCAAUCAUGGGACUUAGUUGAAAUGUAUGACGUUGUUUGUCACAAGAAACACAAUGCAUUGGACAUCAAUUACCAAAAUCCAAGAUUCUUUGAAGAUGCAACAUUAUUUAUGCUUGCAUUGAAAGAGAACGAAGUCAAUGUAAAGAUAGCAAGUGAAGUAGCUUUCGCCACUCAAAUACUUUCAUUGUCAAAACAGUUGACCAACAUUGCUGGUAAUGCUUGGAGUCAUACCUUAAGUGGUACUAGAGCAGGUAGAAAUGAGUACAUUCUAUUGCACGAGUUUAGGAGAAACAACUAUAUUGUACCAGAUAAAGAGGAUUCAACCCACAAGAAUACAUCGUUCCAGCAAGAAGCACAAUUGGAAAACGCCGACGAAGAUGUGCAAACAGCAACAUCGAAUAAAAAACCCAAGUACCAAGGUGGUUUGGUUUUUGAACCAGAGAAGGGUUUGCACAAAAAUUAUAUAUUGGUUAUGGACUUUAACUCAUUGUAUCCUAGCAUCAUUCAGGAAUAUAAUAUUUGCUUUACAACAGUUGACAGGGCUAGAUUCAAUACUACACAUAAUGAAGAUAAGGAUAUGCCUUUGAUUCCAGACAAUGAUUCAGAAAGAGGAGUGUUGCCACGAUUGUUAAAUACACUAGUCACACGACGUAGAGAAGUGAAGAAGCUUUUGAAGGACCCAAAGAACACACCCUUUCAGAGAGCUCAGUAUGAUAUCAAACAGCAAGCUUUGAAAUUGACGGCAAAUUCCAUGUACGGCUGUUUAGGUUAUGUAAACUCUAGAUUUUAUGCAAAACCGUUGGCAAUGUUGGUGACAAACAAAGGUCGUGAAAUUUUGAUGGACACGAGACAACUUGCUGAAGCAUCUGGCUUGAGGGUUGUGUAUGGAGAUACUGAUUCCGUCAUGAUUGAUACAGGUGCUCAAAGUUUGAAGGAGGCUAUUAAAUUUGGAGAAGAUUUCAAGUUACAAGUCAAUGAAAGGUAUAGAAUGUUGGAGAUUGAUAUCGAUAAUGUAUUCAAGCGUUUGUUGUUACAUGCCAAAAAGAAAUAUGCUGCCAUGAAUGUCUCAGUGAAUAAAGCUACUGGCGAAGAAGUGUCAACGUUGGAGGUUAAAGGAUUGGAUAUGAGAAGACGUGAAUAUUGUCAGCUUUCAAAAGAUAUUUCAACAUUUGUGUUGAUGAAAAUAUUGUCUGAUUCAGAUCCUGAAGAAGCUUUACAGGAUGUCUACUCGUACUUGGAGGAAAUGCGAGACAAGAUUCUACGUAAUGAGAUCCCUGUUGACAGGUUCAAAAUCAACACUAAACUUUCAAAGGAUCCCAACAACUACCCUAAUGGAAAGUCGAUGCCUCAAGUACUGGUUGCACUUCGUUUGAAAAACGAAGGAAAAGUUAUCAAGGCAGGUAGUGUAAUAUCAUACGUUGUCACUGCUCCCACCAAUGAGACUGACAAAUCCACAGUUGCUGAAAGAGCGAGAGCAUUACAAGAAUUGUUGUCAAAGAAAUUGGAUUUAAAACCAGACCCAAUGUUUUACCUCGAGAAGCAGAUAUUUGCCCCUGUUGAGAGGUUGUUAGACAAGAUUGAUUCUGUUGACAUGAUGCGAGUAGCAACAAGUUUAGGCAUUGACACCAAACGUUAUAUCCUCAAGGUGAAGAAUGAAGGUUUCAAUGGAGAAAUCGCGUCUAUUGAAUCAAACAUUUCAGAUGAUGAGAGAUUUAGACAAUCUAGUUAUCUUGUUUUGAAAUGUAAUUGUGGUCAUGUAUUCCGAUAUGGUGGCAUACAAUCUUCGAACGAUUAUAAAGUUACUUUUAACGGUGUCACAUGCAAAAGAUGUGACUAUACCUUCCCUACAAUAAAGCUCACAGCUCAACUAGAAGCAACAAUAAGAAAACACAUUGCAUUAUACUAUUGUGGUUGGUUAGUUUGUGAUGAUAACUCAUGUGGCAUUGAAACAAGACAAAUCUCAGUGUACGGAAAACGAUGCAUCGGAACUUCAGGUAAAGGCUUGGAUUGUAGAGGAGUCAUGAGAUACAGGUAUACCGAUAAAGCAUUGUACAAUCAAUUGUUAUAUUUUAAUUCCAUCUUUGAUGUGGAAAAGACAAAAGCAGGUAAAUUGAGACCAAUAGUUGAUGCACUUGAGACUUCUGGCAGUGAAGAGCAACAGAAAUUGGCUCAAGGUCAAGUUGAUGCUUUGGCGGAGCAGAAUAAGGAAUUAUUUGGAUACUGUCAAGAUGUAGUUCUGAAAUAUCUUGGGGAGUGUGGACGUAGGUAUGUCAAUAUGGGUUCAAUUUUCGAUUUUAUGGCUUAA
Lodderomyces orthopsilosis Co 90-125 is the source of this 4350-nucleotide messenger RNA. It is a transcript of the gene POL1, whose product is annotated as DNA-directed DNA polymerase alpha catalytic subunit. Gene Ontology annotation, molecular function: DNA replication origin binding; pyrimidine nucleotide binding; chromatin binding. Gene Ontology annotation, biological process: lagging strand elongation; leading strand elongation; mitotic DNA replication initiation. The coding region runs from base 1 to 4350 and encodes 1449 amino acids. The record is from RefSeq and is a predicted model, not a curated record. The transcript has a single exon. Gene Ontology annotation, cellular component: alpha DNA polymerase:primase complex. Lineage: Eukaryota; Fungi; Ascomycota; Pichiomycetes; Serinales; Debaryomycetaceae.